CGCUGAUAAAUAUAAUCAGUUUUGUGACAGCUUUUUAAAGUAAUCGCUUUGAAGCCACGCCCACUGCCAAUGCAAAGCAAGUAAAGCCAAAACCGAAAGUAUGAUGUGUCUCCAGUCCAGAGUUCCAACAGGGCAGGACGCAGAGAAAGAAGCAAAUCCUGGAAAACACUGACAUCUCCUGACGACAGAUCCAGUCUUGCAGUAAUGUUGAAUCUUGGCUGAAGUUUUGUCAUGGGCAUGGAGUGUUGCAGUGGCCUGAGCAGCAGAUAAACAUCCAGAAGUGAAAACAUAAUGGAGAGUCUGUGGUUGAGAGGAGGAGGAACUGGAGCAUCAGGUGGUGAAGUUAAGGAUGGUCCGUUGUAGGAUGGUCAGAGACAAAUUUGAUGCACUGAGCGAGAAAAACAACACCGCAACAGAGACGCAGGACCAGAGUCAGAAUCCUCGUGAAAGAUCCAGACCUGAACAAGCCGAGCAGCCGGAGAGCGACGAGCCCACGGAGAGGCAGCUGGAUCUGCUGCAGUGGCACAAAGUCCUGGUACGAGAAAACCCAGAGGAGGAAGCACAACCCUGGCCACAGGUGGUGACCGGAGCUGAGGCUGAGAACUGGCCCACACAUCUGCGUACAUUCAGCAGUCCAGAAGAGUAUAAACUGGUCAAACAUACGUAUCAGCAGCUCCAGUACAGUGGUUACUACUGGGGACCACUAACCAUGGACGAAGCACAUGAAAUACUCUCAAAUUUAGCACCGGGCACCUUCCUCAUUAGAGACAGCGGCCAAACCGAUGUUCUCUUCACUCUGAGUUACCAAAGCAGUGACGGGCCGACUAGUGUCCGUGUCAUGCUGAGCAACCUACACUUCAGUCUCUACGGCAGCCACAAGACCUUUGAAUCCCUCUUUGCUCUGCUCAGUCAUUACACGUCCUCAUCCUGUAAGUUGACGGUGCCGCAUCGCAAACAUCGGCCAGAGCGCCUCAAGCAGAUGUGCAGGAGGGCUUUUAUACGUACAUAUGGAGAAGAAGGUGCAAGAAGUUUACCUGGACUCAGCAAACAAGUCAAAGACUAUGUCCAUGCGUAUCCUUAUUCUAUAUAGAUGUCAAAGUGUUGAAGGUCAUGUUGGUAGCUGUCAGUUCAGUUAGAUUCAAGUUAGAUUUUGAUAUGAAGAUGAAUUGAACAGCAACAUUGUCAAGUGAAAAGAAACUUAAAACUAUCCUCCAUUUCCCAAAAACAUUAAUAUUUAGAAAAUAAAUAACUUAUUGCAAACUACCGUGCUAACUGCUAAUGUUCCUGUUCUUUCUAACAUUAGUACCGAUUCACCUGGGACACUGUACAGACGUGUACAGAUGGGAUGAAAUGACAUCUUUGACCAAAAUAAUGAUUUGAUUUAUAUCGUGAUACAUAUUGAUAUCGUCUGAUAUGACAAAAAAAAUAUUGUGAUAUGAUUUUUUUCCAUAUCGCCCAGCCCUACCCUGAACCAUCAGCAGAUCCAUUAUGGUGCAAUUUUAACAAGAUCAAAUUAAAAAACAAAUGCACAUUUUUACAUUAUCAAAUAACUUAUUUUAAACAGUAUGAUCAGAAAAAAUGGUGACCAGAACGCUGCCUAAAAAUACAGAUUUUUGCCUUUUCGUGUUGCCCACUAACAUUCAGGGGGACGGGGCUUAGACAUGUACUGCAGCCAGCCAACAGGGGGAGAUUACAAUGUUUUGGGCUUCACUUUCAUCUCUCUAUACAGUCUUUGGUUCAAUAAGGUGUUCACUCUUUGUAUUUAUAUAAAUACCUGAAUCUUGUACAUGGAAUGUCUUUUCAUCCGUGGAUGAUAUUUGCACACAUUGCUGAAGAGGUUUUACUGAGCACACAAGGCUUGCAUCAACAGUGCACACCAUUUUUGUGUGACAUAUCCUGUGUAAAACUUGUACCACUGCCUUAAUAAUUCAUAUAAAUGAGUAGCAUCCACAAAUAGGAAGCAUUUUGCUGCUGUUUAAAGUUACAUUAAUUGACUUUCAUUCACACUAGCAGGCUCAAAAGCACCGUGACCACUCUACAGGUUAGAAUAGUUGCCAGUUUACACAUGUACCACAUAGGAGUACAUUUAUUGUGAGUUGGGUUUGAAGCCACUUAUAAAAUGCAGGUCUGAUAUCAGCACUCAUCAUGCUUUGAGCCAGAGAGACAACAUUUUCUUUGUUAGUGUGACCAACAUAACUCAUUUAAAGACAUGUUGGAUUUCAUGAAACUGAAUGUAUAUUGACUGAGUGAAUAUCUACAUGUCUUUAGAUUUAGGGGGGUUAAUAAAUACUGAACCUACACAUGUGAAACUGUUGCAAUCUUUACACCAGAUAAUUAUUUCCCAUUUUGGGUUUGCAUCACCUUUUGGAUAUGUUUCAUUUCAACUUUGUUUUAGUGAAUGUGUAUGUAGUGUCAGUUUUCAGACUUUUUUUGUUUGUUUGUUUGUUUGUUUACUUGUGAACGGUAAAUGUGUAAAUCUGAGGUGAUGACCUGCUAAAUUUGCUUCAUGGAGCUGCAGAGUUGGUCAAUGUAUAACUGUAAUUUGGUAGCUAUGAUGUUAAAUACAGACCUUUGAUGCUCAGUGCAAAAAAUAUUGAUUAAUGUAGUUUUAAAAUGAUGAUCUUCCAUCCAAUUUUUCAACACUUGAAAUUAUUUUUCAUGUAUGUUCAUAUAGUUUUUAACUGUGUCUUGAGUGCCUGCAAAUGUACAUGUAAUAUGUAAUAAACUGUAACAAACUGAUGACUGCAGUGAUAAAGUGCAGUGGAAUUUCAGGUCUCUGUGGGAUUUAUUUGCAACAUUAAUGCACAUUUUUAGAUUAAACA
Messenger RNA from Sphaeramia orbicularis (orbiculate cardinalfish), 2822 nucleotides. Its product is annotated as suppressor of cytokine signaling 1-like. Gene Ontology annotation, molecular function: 1-phosphatidylinositol-3-kinase regulator activity. The record is from RefSeq and is a predicted model, not a curated record. Gene Ontology annotation, biological process: phosphatidylinositol phosphate biosynthetic process. Bases 350 to 1090 code for a protein of 246 amino acids. The transcript is spliced from 4 exons. Gene Ontology annotation, cellular component: phosphatidylinositol 3-kinase complex. Lineage: Eukaryota; Metazoa; Chordata; Actinopteri; Kurtiformes; Apogonidae.